UUUACAUGGACUGCCUGUCAUAUAAGUCAGCAUUGUGGGUACCAUGCUUUGCCUUAAUUAGGAAACAAAACUCAUCACACGUUCAUUCAAUAUUCUCAUCUUUAAACUGGAGGAGGAAUGGAGAUCAAAUCCAAUCUUCUAUUCAUAUUCAUCAUCCUAUUCCCUCUCAAUUAAUAGUAUUAAAGUCUCCUCCUCUUCUUCUUUCUUCUUCUUCUAGUUCAAUCCAAGUAGCCAGGUUCUUGAAUGCCCUUUCCCAGAAAAUUAAGUCUUCUUCUCCCCCACUCUCCACCACCUUCUACACCCCACUACAAAAUGCCUCUUUCACCUCCCUUCUAGAGUCCACGGCCCAGAAUCUCAGGGGCUUGGUCCUAUUCAACUCCAAAACCAAACCACAAGCCAUCUUCACUCCCUUGUGUGAAUCCCAUGUCCAAGCCGCAGUUGUCUGCGCUACAAACACUCCGCUUCACCUCAGAUUCAGGAGCGGAGGUCAUGACUACGAGGGACUCUCUUACAUCUCCCAGACUAAGGAUACCUUCGUCAUCGUCGAUCUCUCCAAGCUCCGUGGGGUCAACGUGAACAUAGACGACAACUCGGCUUGGGUCCAGGCUGGCGCCACAGUUGGGGAAUUGUAUUAUUGGGUUUCGGCUAAAAGCAAGGUCCAUGGGUUCCCAGCCGGACUCUGUUCCAGCUUGGGAAUUGGCGGGCAUAUCACAGGAGGAGCAUACGGAUCCAUCAUGAGAAAAUAUGGCCUGGCCGUGGACAAUGUUCUCGACGCUCAGCUCGUCGAUGCCACAGGAAGACUCCUUGAUAGGGAAGCCAUGGGAGAGGACCUGUUUUGGGCAAUCAGAGGAGGCGGGGGAGCCAGCUUCGGCGUAAUCCUGGCCUGGAAGCUAAAACUGGUUCCAGUCCCUGAAAAGGUGACCGUCUUCAACUUUACAAAGACACUCGAGCAAGGCGCGACAAGGAUUCUCCACCGAUGGCAGCAAGUCGCGCCCAAUCUCGACGAGGAUCUCUUCCUUAGGGUCUUAAUCAACAAGGCAAAUAAGACAAUCACCACUUCAUACAGUGCCAUGUUCCUCGGCGAAGCGGAUAGGCUUAUGGGGGUGAUCGAAAAAGGAUUCCCCGAGCUGGGCUUAACUCGAAAAGACUGCAUAGAGAUGAGCUGGAUCGAAUCGGUGGUAUACAUCGCGAGGUUACCCAUUGGGACUCAACCCGAGGCACUUCUUACGGGGAAGUCAUUGUCAAGGAGAUACUACAAGGCCAAAUCGGAUUUCGUCAGGGAGCCGAUACCAGAAUCCGGCUUGGAAGGCAUCUGGAAGAGGUUCAUGGAAGAGGAUACACCCUUCAUGAUAUGGAACCCAUACGGUGGCUUCAUGAACAGGAUCCCCGAGGCCCACACUCCUUUCCCAUACAGAAAGGGGACCAUGUUCAUGAUUCAGUACCUCACUUAUUGGCAAGACCCGAGCGAGGCAUCAUCCAGUAAGCAUAUCGAUUGGAUUCGGAAGCUCUACAACUACAUGGCUCAGUACGUAUCGAAGAAUCCAAGAGGAGCGUAUGUCAACUAUAGGGACCUGGACUUGGGGCAGAACAACAAGGAAGGAACCACUAACUUCACUCAGGCCAGCGGAUGGGGAACAAAGUACUUCAAAGACAACUUCAUUCGGUUGGUGAAGAUCAAGACGAAGGUCGAUCCCCACAACUUCUUCCGCCACGAGCAGAGCAUCCCUGUCCUACAAUAAAGCCCCAAUACAAUUUCUAUUGAUUUAAAAGUAUAUAUAUAUAUAUAUAUAUAUAACUGUUUGCUUGGGAUUCUGUGUAUCAAGAGAAUUUACUGAUGUUAUUAUGAUGGAUUGGAUUAUAACUCAAACCAACCUACUAAUAGGAUUGCUUACCCCAAUCCAUGUACAUAUAAAGAAAAUGAAAGCUCUCAUACUACAA
This is a messenger RNA of Impatiens glandulifera, 1938 nucleotides long. Its product is annotated as berberine bridge enzyme-like 15. The record is from RefSeq and is a predicted model, not a curated record. The transcript has a single exon. Bases 6 to 1739 code for a protein of 577 amino acids. Gene Ontology annotation, molecular function: oxidoreductase activity; FAD binding. NCBI's taxonomy places the organism in Eukaryota, Viridiplantae, Streptophyta, Magnoliopsida, Ericales, Balsaminaceae.